This is a messenger RNA of Eucalyptus grandis, 1819 nucleotides long. Its product is annotated as RING-H2 finger protein ATL38. Bases 462 to 1148 code for a protein of 228 amino acids. The transcript is spliced from 3 exons. NCBI's taxonomy places the organism in Eukaryota, Viridiplantae, Streptophyta, Magnoliopsida, Myrtales, Myrtaceae. The record is from RefSeq and is a predicted model, not a curated record.
CCGAAUUUGGAACCCCCUCCCUCCCCCACUCCAUCUCUCUCUCUCUCUCUCUCUCCACCGCUUUCUCUGCAACUGCCGAAUUCCGCCAGUCUCUUCUUCCACUUCCUCCUCCUCCUCCUCCUCCUCCUCCUCUCGGCGUCGCCGACCGGAAAGCCUCCUCCUUUUCGCCUGAGAAUCUCGCCUCCCGCCGGUAUCGCGCCUCGGCUUCCGGCUUUCCUUCCUCCCCGCCCGCGAAUCAUGCCGAGCGUCGCCCGCGACCCCUCGCCGGCGGGCCGAAUCUCGAAGCGGACUGCGGCGGCGGCGACGGCGGCGGCGGCGACGUCACGCGGCGCAGCCACGCGCCGGGUGUGAAAAGGGUAAAGAAGAGGCGGAGGGAACUGAUGAUGUUCAGGUGCUGAAAUCGCAGACAAGUUCUUCGAAGUUUGGUUUCUUUUUGGUUCCGGGAGAGGGUGGGGGAGAGGAUGAUAUCUUCGGGGAUAAACCUGGUGAUGACGGUGAUCGGGUUCGCGGUGAGCACCAUGUUCAUCGUCUUCGUCUGCACGCGCCUCAUCUGCGCUCGGAUUCAGCUCAACGCCUCUCGCCGCUCCUUCGCACUCGCCGGCCGAUCCGAUCUUGGCAUUCUAGAGCGGGGUUUACAUGGUCUUGAACCUGUAGUGGUGUCUAAAUUCCCGACGAAGAGAUACAGCGACGAGUUCUUCUCCGAGGUCGACAAUUCUCAAUGCACUGUUUGUUUGGCUGAAUACCAUCACGAAGACAUGCUGCGUAUCCUUCCCAGUUGUGGGCAUUCUUUCCAUGCUACUUGUAUAGACAUAUGGCUUCAGCAGCAUUCCACGUGUCCGGUCUGCCGAAUUUCAUUAAGAGAGUUUUCGGACAAGAAGCGUUCAAUGCAACCUUUAUUUAGUUCAGCUCUUCGACCUCAUCGAGGCAUGGAGACUGUGCGUGUGCACUCCCCUCAUUGUCCAUUGGCUGCUCACAACUUCACGUCAAGAGCCAACUACGCCCAUAGGAUGGACCCCAUACGAGAGGAUCGAUUUGCAACCAUGGAAGGUAGAUCAGAACCUGGAGAGAGCAUCCACACAUUGGAUGAGCCUGGUCAGUUUUCAAAAGAUAAAGGAAAUGCGCACACAGAAAGCCAAUCUAAUGCAUGACAAUCUUGGGAUGAAGAGCUAGCCAGACUCUCUUAGACCGAAAACUAUAAGAUAUAGGUCCACCCAAGAAAGGAUCAUUCUCGAAACUUCGUUGCUGCUGUCUCUCGAGGGUUCUCACAUAUGUUGUAAAUAUGGUAAAAAGUCUUUUUCCUAAUAUUUGUUGAUCUCCCUUAGCAUUAUUAGUUAAUUGGUGGGGCAGUUUUGUUUAGCUCAGUUGUAGAACAUGGUGGUUUCUAUCAGUGGUGGACUGGUGAUUUUCUUUCCUCUCAUUGGGUCCACUCUUCUGACUUUCCCAAUUACCUCUGAUUUACUCCAUAAUCUCCACAACAGCUGUAUCAUCAGUGGGCCUUGCUCUUUUACUCGACAAGAGCGCUGUAUCACCUCCUUUUUGGUUGUGCUAAGUCUCGAUGUUUUCAGCAGCUUGCUACAGUAUUUUCUAUCCAUGUAAAUCUUGAUGUGGCUCCACCCAAAAUAUGAUUACGAUCUUCGGAGAAGUCAGAUUCGGUUUUCCGGUGUACCUAGCCGCCUUUUCUCUUUACCUGAGAGAAAGCAGACACUGGAUGAUUGAUUCUAUGUUCUCUUCCAUUUGUAAAGCACUAUCGUUUGUUUCUAUCUCCAGGACGAGCUUUCGUUUAUAGUAGACAUUUGUGUGGGACUCUCAUGUACCCUUA